Molecule: messenger RNA, 1254 nt
Organism: Camellia sinensis
Lineage: Eukaryota; Viridiplantae; Streptophyta; Magnoliopsida; Ericales; Theaceae
Source: RefSeq, a predicted model, not a curated record
AUGACAGACAUUCUUAUAGAAACUGAUUCUGAGCGAGUGGUGUUGUUUAUCAAAGGGGACACUCCUCCAAAUUUUGCGCAACGAGCUCUCCUCGAAGACACCAAAUUUCUCAUGCACAGGUGCAAUUGCUCCAUCAGUUACACACCUAGAGAGGCCAACAAAUGUGCAGAUGGACUAGCAAAUUUGGGAGCAACCCACCAAGACAAUCUGGUAGUGCUUGAUGACCCACCAAGUGCCAUUGGUCCAUUUCUUGUGCUUUUGUCGAACUUGACCAGUCUUCGACAUCUUGAUCUAUCAGUAUGUGCUUUGGAGAUAUUGUCCUUGCGUUUUAAUCAGCUUUCCAGUCAUUUACCUGAUGAACUUGAACAAUUUAAACUUUUGCAAUUCCUUAAUCUCAGGAAUAAUUUGCUUUCUGGUUCCAUUCCAACCACUAUAGGAAGAUUGGCAUCCUUAGAAUAUUUGGAUUUCGAAAGAAAUCAACUAAAUGGAACUCUUCCCCAAAGUUUUGGACACCUUUCAAAGUUGCAACAACUUUAUGUGUCUAAUAAUAUGUUGGAAGACAUUGUGUCUGAAAUUCACUUCACCAAUCUCAUCAAUCUGAAUAGAAUAUAUGGCUCUGGAAACCAGUUAACUUUAAAGGUGAGUCGUGACUGGAUCCCUCCAUUUCAACUUAUAGGAGUAGAACUUGCUUCCUGGAAUUUGGGCCCAAAGUUUCCCAUAUGGCUCCGACCACAGAAGGACCUUGCGAUUCUUGACCUGUCCUACACUGGAAUCUUAGAUGAGAUACCAAUUUGGUUUUGGAAGUUCUCUUCCUCACUUUAUUUUGUAGAUCUCUUGCACAACCAAAUCCAUGGUGAGAUUCUGUAUCUUUUCAUUGCUUCUAAAGUCCAACAUAUUUACUUAAAUUUCAACCAUUUUAGCGGUCCAUUACCCCGUAUUUCUUCUAAUUUAGAAGAUCUUCAUUUUUCCAACAACUCAUUUUCUAGGGAUAUCUCCCACUUCCUAUGUGAUAGGAAGGACAAACAAAAAAAACUGGCUUUUCUUGAUUUAGGAGAAAACCUUUUGUCAGGUGAAAUUCCUGAUUGUUCGAUGAGUUGGCAAUCCCUAAUACUCAUAGAAAUGGGAAACAACAAUCUAACAGGGAAUAUCCCAAGAUCCAUGGGGCAUUUAGGAGGUUUGCAAUCGUUACACUUGCGCAAUAACAGUUUCUCUGGAGAAAUGCCUUUGUCUUUGCAGAACUGGACAAAUUUAUAA